CCAUCCCCAGAGAAAACAUGGAUUUCCAUCUCUUCGCUAAUCUAUCCCUCCCCUUCAAUUUUAUUUUAUACUCUCAACUACAGCUUCCCAAAGGGCAGAGAAGUACAUUUGGGGAUUUAUCUCCCAGUUCUGCUCUUGGCCAAGAAUGAAAGUCACCUUCGAUUCCCAAUCAACACUCAGCCUUCUUAUUGGUCCCACAAUUUCAAGGUGGAAAAAGAAUGAAUUUUUGAAUCAGAACCAGCAAACAAAUCAAAUAGGUUCUGCCUUUUAGUCUCAUAAGCCUGGAAGAUUCAACAAAGCAAAUGAACCCAGAAAUUUGGCACAGACAAACUAGCAACUUCACUAGAGAUGUGGAAUCUGGCUAGAGUUAGGUGGGUCCUUGACAAUCUGAAACUAUGAACUGUGAACUUCCCAACUCAGCGGGGGUGAGGGGAAGCUGCUCCCAGCAGUCAGAAAGCAGGACCUUGCACUCUCUCUGCUAUGCUUGGAUGCUCCAAACUCCCCAAGGGUGGUUAUUUGGGGGCUCUGUUCUCCCCAGUGCACACCUGACUUCAACUCUCCAUCAUUAGAAAUCAGGCCAGAAAGAGUUUGUCAGCUGCCAGGAGGCGGGGAAGCCUGUCCAGCCAGCUUCUUCCAGAUGGAUUCUGUCCCAAUCCUGGAUGGAGUUGGUCUGGAGGCUUCCACUCUAGGAACUGAGACCAAGGGCCAAUGUGAAAGGACCGAGGCAGGACAGGCACUAAGCCCAUCCUCAGCCCAUUUCACUGUGAACGUUCUCUCCUCGACCAACCUGUGCUCAAAGACACAGGUGCGUCAAUGAAUUCCAGGAAUGUUGUACAGGUUGUCUCAAUCAACCCAAGACUCACUGCAGUCAAUUCCUCACCAGAUGAGUGAGUCCCCAAAGAAGCUGGUUGGUUGCAUAGGAGAGAUGUGUGCCCCAUACUAAUAGUAAUAUUAAUACUCACCAGAGACACAACACAUCUUGCCAAAAGAUCACCAUAAUCUUAUAUGUACUCCUGUGCCCAGUUCACUAUGAGAGUGGUGCUGUUUGGCAUGCUGAUCCUUGAUCCCUCUCAAUUUCCAUCUUUGUUGCCAAGAACAGUUAUGUAAGAAUGUUAUGUAACCCUCCUUCUUUAUUUUCACCAGCCAUUGGAAAGGGAGCAAUGUGUACUGUAACACACAUACACCAUUCCAAUCAAUGUCCUGUGCGUCCCCACUGAACUUGACUUGUAUUUGGAGAAUCAGCCUCUGCUUGUCCUUCUAACACCAUGAAAGAGAGAAAGGGGCCUCCUAGUUUAGACCUUCCCAUAGCUAAAUGCUAGAGACAAAUGCUGGCUUCACCCUCUGCCGGAAUCCAUGAGUCGAGGCAUAGGUGGGGCAUCUCUUCAACAGGGACAUUUUUACACAGAAGUAUGUCUUUCUAGAUGGCUGGGGCCUGAGCAGACUCAUUCAGCAUGGCAAGCGUAUCAACACAAUGCCUGAGGAAGAGGUGGGGAAAUCAGUGAUGACCACUAGGAGCCAUUUAAUAUGGAACAGGUGCAUCCUGGGCAGAGAGAGCCCAGCAAUGAAGACUCUUGUUCUUGAGCCAGUGGGUUCAUUCUGUGGGGAUCACGAAGUUGACUGGACCUGAAUGUCCCUCUUCACAGCCAGCUGCUUGACCCUGUGGUUUAUGAUUAUCAAACACCCAGCUUCCAGCCAAUGAGGUUCUACCAAGUCUGUUACCCCAAUAGGGAUUACAGAGAAGCAUACAGGCAGAGCUAGCUGUGUGCCUUUUGGCCUUUGAGAUUUGAGACCCAGAAGUCUCCCAUGCCUCCUUAUCAUAUCCGCAAAUACCAGGAUAGCGACCACAAAAGUGUGGUGGAUUUGUUCUCCAGAGGCAUGAAAGAGCACAUCCCCACCACUUUCUGCUACAUGUUGAUGCUGCCCCGAAUCCUCUUGCUCUUACUUGGGGUCCCUCUUACCCUACUCUUGGUCUCAGGCUCCUGGAUUGUGGUUCUUCUCUCCAGCCUUAUUCUCUUUGCUUCCCUGUGGCUCCUUGCAAAACAUAGUUGGGAAAAGUAUUUAGUAAAAUGUUUGCACACAGACAUGGCUGACAUCACCACAACCUACUUGAGUUCUCAUGACUCCUGCUUCUGGGUGGCUGAGUCUAGGAGUCAGAUAGUGGGCAUGGUGGCAGCCCUGUCAUUGGAGAAGAAGCAGAAGAAGCAACUAUGGCUACGUCACCUCUCUGUGUCAUUGGAGCACCGAAGACAGGGGAUAGGUAAAGCUAUGGUCAGGAUGGUCCUCCAGUUUGCACAGGCCCGGGGCUUCACUGAAGUUGUCCUUUCCACCAGUGUGUUCCAGUAUGCAGCCCUGGCUCUCUACCAGGAUAUGGGCUUCCAGAAGACUGGCGAGUUCUUCUUCUCCAUUAUCUCCAGACUAAGGAAAUCUCCGAUUAUACAAUUAAAGUAUUGUCUCACUUCUGCUCAGGAAGAGGACCUGUGAUCUAUCUCUUGUGUGUGCAUCAGACAGGAUCUGGUUGCUUCUGUAAUAGUAACAAACCCAGAUACUUCAGGAGCAAACCACUAACCCUCACAUUCAAGCAUAGCCACGUCAUGUGUUUGGGGAGGAGGUUGGGGCAAUGGCCACUCUUUCCCAUACACGCUUUCUGAGGUAUCUUUUAUCUGACACUAUAGUAAUGUAUAAAAUGAAACA
Messenger RNA from Onychomys torridus (southern grasshopper mouse), 2691 nucleotides. RefSeq names its product N-acetyltransferase family 8 member 7-like. Gene Ontology annotation, molecular function: N-acetyltransferase activity. The transcript has 3 exons. The record is from RefSeq and is a predicted model, not a curated record. The coding region runs from base 1804 to 2481 and encodes 225 amino acids. Lineage: Eukaryota; Metazoa; Chordata; Mammalia; Rodentia; Cricetidae.